Adineta steineri is the source of this 264-nucleotide messenger RNA. NCBI's taxonomy places the organism in Eukaryota, Metazoa, Rotifera, Eurotatoria, Adinetida, Adinetidae. The record is from the annotation of a GenBank genome assembly.
AUGGUCAAUGGAGAUUUGUGUGCUUGUCGAUGUUGUCCUGUAAAAGAUUGCGUUCCACAAACCCUUCCAAAUAUAUUUCAUGUUGAUCGAUGUUGGUUGGGAGGUGGACGUGAAUGUUUAGACCUUUGUCGGGCAUUUUAUCCACGAGAAUGCGGUUCAUCAACAUCUUUUGCUGUACCUUUUUGUAACGAUUCAUUAACAGUUUCAUUUAAUAUUUUUAUUAUUUUAAUCAGUAUUUUUAUUCAUCAAUUGAUCAUUCAUUAA